AUGACCCGUAUGAGGAGAGUCCUCAACGACAAAUCCCCAAAAAAGGAUUCUGACCGGAAGCUUUGGGAUGGCAACACUCGCAAUAAGCGAGGUCGAUCAUUCUCCAGUCAACACCAAGCUGCGAUAUUUUCUGCAUAUAAAUUUCUUUUAAAAGAAUCGGAGAAUAUCAAAAAGUUCCAAGUGCCUUUAAUUCCGUUCUCGAAAGUGAGAGAGAGAACAGCAGCGGCUUUACAAAUAUCCCAUACUACCGUAAGUAAGUACGUGGCUAUUGGUUACAGUGGUGUACCAUAUUGUACACCGGGAAAAGAGCGACCAAGAGAUUCCAAACUUCGCAACGUGUCCAUUGAAGUCAAGGAACAAAUCAGGCAUUUGAUUUAUACAGCCUGUGACGAAAGACGAACCAUUACAAUCUCUCAAUUACACCAACAAAUCAGAAGUCACGGUAUCGCUUUUUACGGUUCACCCGAGAUACUCAGGAAGGUUUUACAUGAUAUAGGCUUUACAUAUACGAAGCGCAACAGUAAUCGGUGGCUUGUAGAACAGCCCUACAUCAUUGCCGCUCGCAUUGAGUUUCUAGCGAAGUACAAAAGAAACUUGGACGCUCUUGAGGCUGCAAGAAACUUGGAUGCUUCUGAGGCAGCAAGAAACUUGGACGCCCCUGAGGCUGCAAGAAACUUGGAUGCUUCUGAGGCUGCAAGAAACUUGGAUGCUUCUGAGGCUGCAAGAAACUUGGACGCCCCUGAGGCUGCAAGAAACUUGGAUGCUUCUGAGGCUGCAAGAAACUUGGAUGCUUCUGAGGCUGCAAGAAACUUGGAUGCCCCUGAGGCUGCAAGAAACGGCAAUGAUAUAGAAAAUGAAGCUAAAAACUUCAUUUUCCAAGACGAAACGUGGCUGUAUGCAAAUGGUACCGGCAAAACCCGAGAGUGGCAAGACUCCAGUACCAGAAGU
Molecule: messenger RNA, 948 nt
Organism: Cotesia congregata
Lineage: Eukaryota; Metazoa; Arthropoda; Insecta; Hymenoptera; Braconidae
Source: the annotation of a GenBank genome assembly